Molecule: messenger RNA, 570 nt
Organism: Miscanthus lutarioriparius
Lineage: Eukaryota; Viridiplantae; Streptophyta; Magnoliopsida; Poales; Poaceae
Source: the annotation of a GenBank genome assembly
AUGGCCGGGAAGGGAGGGAAGGGGCUCAUCGCCGCGAAGAUAACGGCCGGCGUGGACAAGGAUAAGAAGGCGCCGAUCACCCGCUCCGCGCGCGCCGGCCUCCAGGUCGCCCCCCCUUUCUCCGCUCGCUUGUUCUUGUUCCGCUCGUUGCUCUGCUUCGUCCUUGUUCCGCUCGUUGCUCUGCUUCGUCCCUUGCGCGAUGAGGGCUCGUUCUUGGGCGUGAAGCUGACGCCUGCUGCUUUCUGUGCGUUCUUGGCAUACGGGGCGAUGAGGUUCCCUGUCGGACGCAUCCACCGCCAGCUGAAAGAAAGGUCACAGGCCAAUGGGCGGGUGGGAGCAACAGCGGCCGUGUACGCGGCAGCCAUCCUGGAGUACCUGACAGCAGAGGUCCUGGAGCUGGCUGGGAACGCGAGCAAGGACCUCAAGAUGAAGCGCAUCAGCCCCCGGCACCUGCAGCUGGCGAUCCGCGGGGAUGAGGAGCUGGACACCCUGAUCAAGGGCACCAUCGCCGGCGGCGGCGUCAUCCCCCACAUCCACAAGUCCCUCAUCAACAAGGGUGUCAAGGAAUGA